AGAACGAGAGCAAGACAAAGAGAGAUAGAUCGUCUGAGGUCUGAUGUGGCAGAGCAAAGUGGUGAUAUUUCACGAUCUAUAGCUGGCCCAAUCAUUAGGGAGAAUUAUGGUCAUUCUGAGCGUCAGAUGGAUAGACAUCCAAUGCCCCGGACACUUGCUGGUGCAAUUGGCCCCACGGACUGGAAUGAAGCUCUGCAUGCUAUUGUUAAUGGUUCUCCUGAGCAGUCUGUUGAAGGAAUGAAGGUUGUGUGCCAUGAUCUAGCACAGGCAACCAGUGGUCCCAAAGGCAGUGCUAUGGAUGAUAUUGUCAAAGAUGCAGAUCAUCUUGUUUCUUGCUUGGCAGAUAAGAUUGCCAAGACUUUUGACUUUAGUCUGACUGGUGCCUCUUCAUGA
Ilex paraguariensis (yerba mate) is the source of this 393-nucleotide messenger RNA. The record is from the annotation of a GenBank genome assembly. Lineage: Eukaryota; Viridiplantae; Streptophyta; Magnoliopsida; Aquifoliales; Aquifoliaceae.